Molecule: messenger RNA, 900 nt
Organism: Mesorhabditis spiculigera
Lineage: Eukaryota; Metazoa; Nematoda; Chromadorea; Rhabditida; Rhabditidae
Source: the annotation of a GenBank genome assembly
AUGCCCUUGCUCCUCGUGACCGGCUACCCAGCCGCCGGAAAAUCUACUAUCGUCGAUCGAGUAGCCGCUUAUUUUAAAGACAAAGGAAGAGAAGUCAGCAUCAUACGCGAGGGAGACUACCACCUUUUCGACAGGGCGGCUUACAAUAAUGCGCUACAGGAAAAAGAAUUUCGCUCCUAUCUUCGAUCCCAGCUGCAGCAGGCCAUCUCCAGGAAUACGAUUGUGAUUUGCGACGGCUUGAAUUAUAUCAAAGGUUUCCGGUAUGAACUUUUCCUGGUGGGCAAAUUGGCGAAAACUACGUACGCUGUGAUGCAGAUAGACGGCACGGAAAAUGCGUGUAAACACCUAAAUCAACAGAAGCCAGUUGAAGAAAGAUAUACAGAUGAGAAGAUUCACGAGUUGAUCUUGCGCUAUGAGAAGCCGGCCAGCCAACGUUGGGAUACGCCGUUGUUCCACAUCCAGGUUGGUAAACAGGAAGGCAGUGAUAUGACAGAGUGUGACGAUGUUUCUCAAGAUUUGGAUAGACCAGCUCCACGUCACGUAGAGAUCCCGCUGGAUGAGAUAUAUGAUUGGCUAGUAGAGGGAAUCGCGCUGAAAGAAAAUCAGAGCACGACCACAGCGCCGCUGGCAGCGACAAACUUUCUACAUGAAUUGGAUCGGAUAACGCAAGAGGUCGUUCAGUUUUUGUACCAAGCGCAAAGACUGGCGCUGCCCGGCCAAGAACUCGUCGUCCCGUUUGCCGAAGAGGGGAAUAAUAAGUUCCGCUUCACCAAGGCCCUUUCACUCCCGGAGCUGUCCCGCCUUCGCCGUCAAUUCAUCACUUUCUCCAAGACGCACAUCGUGGAACAAAAGGAGCGGGUAGCAUCACUUUUCCUAGAUUAUAUUAGCAAGAGUUGUCAA